GUCUGGAUACUCCGUGGAACGAUCUUUGGAGAAAGCUGCUGAUGUCAUAGCGCGAGCAGGCUCCAUGAGCGCCUUCACGGGCGCCGGCAUCUCCGUGGAGUCCGGCAUCCCCGACUUCCGAUCUCCAGGCGGCCUGUGGUCCAAGUACAAUCCAGGCGUCUACUGCGAGUACAGCAAUUUCUGCAGAAGCCCACAUCUCUUCUGGCAAAUGGGCCGCGAGCUGGCGCUGGAAGUGCACCUGGCGAACCAGGGAGGUAUGCACCUCAGGGAUGGGCUCAAGGAGGCAGAGCCCAACGGCGCGCACAGAGCCCUCGUAGAGCUGCAGGAGAUGGGGAAGCUGAACACGGUUAUCACUCAGAACAUUGACUCCCUGCAUCAACGAGCUGGCAGCCAUCAUGUCAUCGAGAUCCACGGCACCAUGGCUACGGCCAGAUGCAUGGAGACGGGCAAACAGGUGCCGCAAUCCGAGAUUCUGCGUCAGUGGGUUGCAGCCCGCGAGGGGAAGCCCGAUAGCACUUUGCGCCCGGACAUCGCAACAGAUAUGUGGGUGCCGAAGCAUCCGGAAACUGGCGGGGUGCUCAAACCUGACGUCACGAUGUUCGGCGAGGCCUUGCCGGCGGGCGCUUUUGGCUCCUCCUGGUGGAGUGUCUUGAGCUCCCCCGUGUGCCUAGUGGUUGGCACCGGCCUGAACGUCUUUCCGGCCAAUUUGGUGCCCGGCAUGGUGCGGUGGCGGUUCGGCACGCUCAUCGUGCUCAACAAGGACAGCUCCGGCGCCUCCAGCGUCCCAGCCUCAGAUGCCGAGAUCUGCGGAGCCUCAGCCACCCAUCGGGCCCUGGAGUCAUUGAGAUGCCGGUUCCGGGGCCAAUUCAAUUGGUUCCUCUGA
Molecule: messenger RNA, 883 nt
Organism: Effrenium voratum
Lineage: Eukaryota; Dinophyceae; Suessiales; Symbiodiniaceae
Source: the annotation of a GenBank genome assembly